UCAUUAUUUCGCUAACAAAACGGUUUUUUGAUGUGGUACCCAAUUUUUUAUAUUAAAGAUGUACGUGAAUAAAGUGCCUAUAACAAUAAGUGACACAUUUUGAUUUCAUAAUCAGGAUUUCAUAAGAAUGGAGCUAAUGAACAAAGACGCAUUGAGGCUGAGAAUAGACUUAGCGUCGUCUUCAAUAUUUUCUUUCAAACAGGAUCCGACGUUAGUUGCUGCGAUAAAUAGGUUAUACAGUAGAGAAGAAAUGGCAGGUUUACAAAUAAUAUUGCCCGAAAGAAAAUUGCUUUUUACCGAAGUGCAACAACUUUUGAAGCAGUCUUGUGAAGUCAAUGUUCCAACGAAACCAGAUGACUUGACAAAACACGCAAAACAAACAAGAAAUGCUAUCAUCAAGAAAAUUGAAGAUAUAUUGGGUAAUAUCAACAAUAGUGCUGAAAGAGAUGCCUCACCUAAACUUAUCAUAAGAAACCAAAGGUUAUGGAGCAAUUGUAUCUAUGAUUUAGAUCGUGUCGCAUUAAAAUCCUUGCACGAUGCUAAGACUACAACUUUGUGUUACAUGAAUGCAGAAGAUAAAUCUCGUUUUAACACUAUUGUUUUCGUCUUAACUAAAGUUCAUGAAUUACUCUCGAAAAAUUUGACUGUCACUAGAAGGGAACUAUUCUAUCAGAACGUGUCGAGAUUUGGUAAUCAAUCAAGAGUCGAUGUCGGAGUAAGAGAUGUAUGUUGUUUAUUAGAUAUACCACCUUGGGAUUUGGGUAUAGUAGCUACUGCUAAAGGACUAAUCGCAGGCCCUCUAAAGAUAUACCAAAGUGACGGAAGCAUUGUUGAUUGUAUGAUGUCGGGAGGUACGUUAAUACCGCAAGACAUAAAAGGAAUUAAAGAGUUUAAGUCUUCUGCUAAAUACAUAUUAGUUGUGGAGAAAGAUGCUAUCUUUCAAAAGUUGCUAGAUGAAGGAGCGCUGAUUCGAUUGGGACCAGUCAUCAUUUUAACGGGUAAAGGCUAUCCUGAUGUAUGCACACGUCAGUUGCUUUGCCGAUUGGUAAAUGAACUACGGCUAAAAGCAUUGGCGCUAGUGGACCCUGAUCCACAUGGAUACGAAAUCUUCUUGACAUAUAAAUACGGUUCUUUGGCACAGUCUCACUUGUCGGAUUCUCUGGCAUGCAGCAGCUUGCUGCUACUCGGCGCUCGGCAUCAUGAUAUCAUGAUCCUUGCCCCUAAGGCGGCUCAGCUGCCCCUCACUCAGCUGGACAAACGCAAACUUGCAGCUCUGAUUAAAAGGCCCUACUUGAAUACACCUACAGGUGCUCGGGUAAAAAGUGACCUAGAAGUUAUGUUGAUGAGUGGUGUGAAGGCUGAGAUAGAAGCAGUGGCAUCCACAGCCGCCGCAUUAUGCGACUCUUACUUACCCUCGAAACUCAUACAGGGUGAUCAUUUGGGCUAAAUGAAAACUAACGAAGAAUUCUAACCUAUUUAUCUGUGUUCAAUUUUG
Maniola jurtina (meadow brown) is the source of this 1495-nucleotide messenger RNA. RefSeq names its product meiotic recombination protein SPO11 (gene mei-W68). Lineage: Eukaryota; Metazoa; Arthropoda; Insecta; Lepidoptera; Nymphalidae. Bases 128 to 1447 code for a protein of 439 amino acids. Gene Ontology annotation, cellular component: nuclear chromosome. Gene Ontology annotation, biological process: meiotic DNA double-strand break formation; reciprocal meiotic recombination; meiotic DNA double-strand break processing. Gene Ontology annotation, molecular function: DNA topoisomerase type II (double strand cut, ATP-hydrolyzing) activity; DNA binding; ATP binding. The record is from RefSeq and is a predicted model, not a curated record. The transcript has 9 exons.